AUGAUUUAUUUCUGCCAUGAAAAUACCUCUGUUCUUUCAGCACUGAACCAAAAUCCUCACGGAUCAUCACUUGAACAGCAAUUACUUAUAAGACAAACAGACGAAACUGGACAGAUCAACUAUAGCCUUACUAUUGAUCAAAUUUCAUUAGGAUCAACAGAGAUUGAAGAAAAGCCCACUAAUGGGAAGAAGCUUAUCCAAAUUCUCGGUCGCCGUCUUUGUUUACCAGCAGGCAUUACUGUCUACAUACGCAUUACUCGCAUCACAUUACAAAAUGGUACAAAUGGUCUCACUUUUCUUCAUCCAUAUCCCAUAUGGAUGAAUAAUGAUCAUGCGAAAGUUCAUGGUGGCUCAUUAUUUAUUCCAGUCACUGAACGAGAUUUAGAAAAUGGUUACAUCAAGAUCGAAAAUCUUGCCAUGCUUCGACUCACACAACCUGAUCUGGCAAAAAUUAAAACAUUGGCUGUUUAUUCACCGACACAACUAACAUUUACUGAUCUGCAUCCAACAGAAACAAAUAAAGCGAAGAAUACGAGAGAUAAAUAUGAUCUGCGACGGUCAUUAUUGGCUUUUCAACUAAUUCUUGUCGACGAGAAUAACAUGGCAUAUUGCACGGAUGCCAUUUGCAAGACAGGUAUAAUUGAGGAAUAUGAAGGUGAGUUCUGA
Rotaria sp. Silwood2 is the source of this 666-nucleotide messenger RNA. Lineage: Eukaryota; Metazoa; Rotifera; Eurotatoria; Philodinida; Philodinidae. The record is from the annotation of a GenBank genome assembly.